Molecule: messenger RNA, 1657 nt
Organism: Drosophila grimshawi
Lineage: Eukaryota; Metazoa; Arthropoda; Insecta; Diptera; Drosophilidae
Gene: Taz
Product: tafazzin
Exons: 5
Coding region: 250-1389 (379 amino acids)
Biological process (GO): cardiolipin acyl-chain remodeling; inner mitochondrial membrane organization
Cellular component (GO): mitochondrial membrane
Molecular function (GO): 1-acylglycerophosphocholine O-acyltransferase activity
Source: RefSeq, a predicted model, not a curated record
UAAAUUCCCACAGACAUGCGCGCUUCAGCCAAAGUGAGCGCUGGGCACCCAAUUAACUGGCACGGGCCUCGAUGCGCAAAAAUUGCCCAGCUGAAAUUGAAAUUGCAAGUCGAUAGUUGCAGCGCAAGUCCAAAAUUGGCAAAGUGGCACGCGAAACGAAAAGAACGCUUAUGUAAAACGCGGGUAGCAAAAGCGCAUAUAGUUCAAAUUCGGCAGGAGCAUAUAUAACUAAAAAAUUGAGUGUUCAUCAUGCUGUUGGCGAUUUGUAUGAGUUUGCGGCGAAUGCGGCCCAACCACGUGAAUUUAAAUGCCACGCGAUGCUUGUGGCAUUUCCAUCGGCAACACCUGCCACACAGCAUUUAUGGCCAGCAUGCCACUUACACACUGGGCGCAAGGCAUUACGUUCAAGCCCCCGAGGCUCGCCCCGUGCCCGAUGAGAGAUCCCCGCCAGGACUGCAGCAACAGCAGCAGCAGCAGCAGGAUAACUUGCAACUCAAUCUAUUCUCGAAUAGUGUAAGGCCGCCAACAAGCAAGGAGACGACAAUACGCAGCCAGAACAAGAGCAAGGACUUCACAUCAUCGAGCAUGUCAUCGGACGUGCAAAUUCCCUAUCCCAUCGAUUGGAUAUUCCCAAGGCUUCGCACUCCCUCCAUGCUCUGGUACAUUGCCAGUCAGUUUGUGAUCACCGUCGUUGGCGUAUUUUCCAAAAUUGUCCUAGUAUUUAUGAACAAAACCCGAGUUCACAACAAGGAGCGACUGAUUAGGGCGGUAACCGCACGACCCAAGGGCAUACCACUGGUGACUGUCUCGAAUCAUCAUUCCUGCUUCGACGAUCCUGGCCUAUGGGGCACCAUGCCCGCCCAUGUUGUAUGCAACACAUAUCGGAUAAGAUGGUCAAUGGCGGCACAUGAUAUCUGCUUUACCAGGAAGCUGCAUGCGAUGUUCUUCAUGUUCGGUAAAUGCAUACCGGUUGUGCGUGGCAGUGGUGUCUAUCAGGAUGCAAUUAAUCUGUGCAUAGAGAAGUGCGCCUUGGGCGACUGGGUGCAUGUGUUUCCCGAGGGCAAGGUGAACAUGACCAAGGAGGAGUUGCGUCUGAAGUGGGGCGUCGGACGCAUUAUAUACGAAUCGCCACAGAUACCCAUUAUACUGCCCAUGUGGCACGAGGGCAUGGACACUGUGCUGCCCAAUGUGGAGCCAUACAAGCUGCAGUGGGGCAAGAAGGUCACCGUUAACAUUGGCAAACCGCUGGAUCUGAACGAGUUCGUGCAGGAUCUGAAAGACACUCGAGUGCCUGAGCCUGUGGCGCGAAAGCUCAUCACUGACAAAAUACAAGAUGCCUUCCGGGACCUGCGGUCCGAAACUGAGCGAUUACACGGGGAGCGCGCUUAGCUGGGAGAAACAAAAUGCUGUAGAUAAUGCAUAUAGCUUAUUUAUUUUUAAAGUAUUAAGCCUAUAACGAAGCCUCCAUAAAAUGUUCUCCAUAUUAAUUGUAUUUACCACUAUAUAUUUUUUGUACUUGUAUAUGGACCUGCAUGGAUUUUUUAAACUAAUUCAAAAUUCAAUUAUUAUGUGCAAGUUAACUUUAAGUGAAAAGAUUAUAAACUUAUUAGUGUACAUAAAUAUGAAAAUAUAUAGCAAAGUCUGAUUCAAUUUUGAA